This is a messenger RNA of Scylla paramamosain (green mud crab), 5786 nucleotides long. RefSeq names its product dipeptidase 1-like. The transcript has 13 exons. Gene Ontology annotation, biological process: proteolysis. The record is from RefSeq and is a predicted model, not a curated record. Gene Ontology annotation, molecular function: metallodipeptidase activity. Bases 1443 to 3542 code for a protein of 699 amino acids. NCBI's taxonomy places the organism in Eukaryota, Metazoa, Arthropoda, Malacostraca, Decapoda, Portunidae.
GAGUGCCUCAGUGCGUGGCGUGAGCCCGGAGUGAGCAGACGUGUCGCUCCCCGCCGCUCGUUCCUCUUCACCCCCUUUUCUUCACCUUCAAAACCUUUGCAGUGGGUCCCCUGGGUGUUUCUGAUCCCCGGGGCUGCUGGGACCAGGGGAGGGGGCGGCUUCACCUGGUAACGUGGCUACUGGAGAACAGGUAAAGGAAGGCUCGACAGGUGUUCUCAGGUGCUCAGGUGGUAAGCAGUCUGUAUCCACCGUGGAACAGACACUUGAGAGGCAGCCUGCUUGUGCCCUCACUCACUAAGUCACUGCAGAUCAGGCCAAGGUAGCGCUGGGGGGGUUUGAUCUUGCACCUGAGUCCCUCCUCCCCAUGACCUUGACCUGACUCAGCAUGACCUAGUUUGCUGUGCACUCGUCAGGUACCCCAUCAAUAAGUCAUCACGGGUGCAGGGACUGACUUGACGCCUGAGUCUGCACCUCCAGUAUUCACCUCAACCUGGAAGGAAAGAAGAAAACGAGAAUCUUAAAAAUGUGACCUCCUUACUAAAAUGUUAUAAAUGUGAUCUCUUAAGUGCAUUCCUGGCCUCGAUUCGUGAAGGUCUGAGGGAGGAGAAGGAGGAGGAGCAGCAGCAGAAGAACUGAAGGACCUCGGAACACUACCCUUGGGAACGCCCUUUUCGCGACGCACCGCCUGGGACGCAGAGACUUGGUACUGUCGUGUUGUUUAGCUUGAUCUUGUGGUUGGACAUGUAAACUUUGGGGAUCGGAAGACUGCGAAACGGACAAAAAGAAAAUAAUACCGGCCUUAAAAAACCAAAAGACCCCAAAGAGCGUGUGGUGCUGCGUUCUCUAGUGAGUGACCUUGAGACUCAAUAAUUCAUAUGCAGAAACUGAUAAGCGACUAUGAUAUGUGAACUUUGAGGUUAAACAUUAAUAGUACACAUGAGCUUGUCGCAGAAAACAAGCAUAAUUAAUUUCAUUCAGAAAAGGAAAUCCUAGAAUGAUAAUUGGAAGAAAAAAAUCUGUAAUGGCUGCUUGUUCCCGCUGAAAGACUUCAAAUUAACGUCAUUCCAACAAAAAACUGACAAAAAACUAAGACAUUCCAACUGAAAACAUCAGGAGAGGACUUAAUUCAUAACACUGAGGCUAAGCAGCUUGCAUUUAGACGCCGAAGAAAGGAACGCACCCAAAGUAGCGCAGUCCAUCACUAUUAUCGUCUGGAAGUCACAAGGCACAUCAAGGGCACCAGGAUAAUAGGAGCGUUCCCCUUUGCCUCCCACAACUCACGCUCCUCCGUCACUUGCGAACCCGCUGACCCACUGGCCGGCUUAGAUAAAGAUCACGUUGAGCUGGGGAAGGCGUGUGAUGGCGGGAUCGGCACGCGUGCGGCGGCCAGGCUGGCGGCGGCGGCGGCCGGCGGUGUCCGGGUAGCGGUGGCUGCCGCCGGGAUGCGCCGCAGCCGCAGCUUCUGCAUGAAGGGAGAGCAGCAGGAGCAGCAGCAGCAUAACCAGCCGUGCCAGUCGCUUGCCUGCGGAGGCGCGUCUUAUUGUGACCAGGACCGCCCCGCCCCGCACACCUCCCGUUACAACGUGGAAGUGUGCGGCGCCACGCCCUCUAGGUCGGCCUACGGACGCGCCGUGACCCCCUGGAGCGACGGGCGCGGGCGCGGGGCGGGGUCAUCCCAGAGCGUAUCGGUGACCUUGUGCAGCGGCACCGCGGAGACCGGCCUGGGGCCUCUCGACCCCCUGCUGCCCUCUCUCCCGCCGGACCUGGAGGAACACCUCAGGACCUGCCGCUGCACCUGCAACCACAUGGGCUUCGGGAACGUGCGGACCAGGAGCGCAUCGCACCACUCCUCGACGCUGCCGCUGCCCAACGGCUCGGCCAAAAGGAACAGGGACGCCGGCCACUGCGGCACCACGCCGCGGGUGUCUGCUGACCGCACCAAGUCCUCGCACAACCUGGAAGGAAGCCUGAGGCGGACGUGUGGCAGCGGUGGCGCCGCCGCCUGUGUGAGUGACGGAUACGUUGUUGGCGGCAGCAGAGGGCGCUCCGGCAGCCUGGUGGGCGCGGCGGGCAGCGGGAGCCUGAGGGAGCCUGCCACUGCUGCCCAGGCACCAUGUGCCACACCGGGCAGCUGUAGGCGGGCGACAGCCAACCACCGCGGAGCCGCAGUGGUGACCACUGCGGGGCCGCCGCCGCGUUACCACGUCUCCGAGUACACCUUCGAGCAGGAACACCCGGACUCGCCCUUCACGGAGCAGAAGGAAUCUUCGCGCACCAAAAAGAUGAGGUGGGAGGCGUACUCGUGGCGUCACUGGUGCGUGCUGGCGGCGCUGCUGCUGCUGAGUGGCGGGGUGGUGCUGGCGGUGGCGCUGCCGCUGGCCACCCGCCGGGACGCCAACACACCCUCCGAUGACGCCCUCGCGCGGGUCCACGGCAUCCUCAGCACCGUGCCGCUCAUCGACGGACACAACGACCUGGCGUGGAACAUCCGCAACUUCGUGCACAACAAGCUGGAGAAGGUGGACAUGUCGCAGAACCUGAGCACGGUGGAGCCCUGGGGCGGCUCCCCCUGGUCCCACACCGACCUGGCUCGCCUCAGGCACGGCAGAGUGGGCGCCCAGUUCUGGGCGGCGUACGUGCCGUGCGGCGCGCAGUACCUCAACGCGGCGCAGGUCACGCUGGAGCAGAUCGACGUGCUGAAGAGACUCAUCGCGCGCUACCCGCAGCACCUCGGAUACGCCCACUCCCACGCCAGCCUACUGGAGGUGUACAACUCGGGGCGGGUGGCAAGCCUGCUGGGCGUGGAGGGCGGCCAUCUGGUGGGGGCGAGUCUCUCCGUGCUCAGGAUGUACUAUGACCUGGGCGUGCGCUACCUCACCCUCACCCACACCUGCAACACGCCCUGGGCCGACUCCUCACCGACGGACUCUGGAGGACACGAGGAGGAAAACUUUGGACUGAACGACUUUGGGGCGAAGGUGGUGCUGGAGAUGAACCGGCUGGGCAUGAUGGUGGACCUGUCCCACGUGUCCCAGCAGACGAUGCGCGACGCCCUGGCCGUGUCCCGCGCGCCCGUCAUCUUCUCCCACUCCUCCGCCCACGCCCUCUGCCGCCACCCGCGCAACGUGCCCGACGACAUCCUCCGACAAGUGCACUUAAAUGGCGGGAUCGUGAUGGUCAGUUUCUACAGUUACUUCCUCACCUGCAACGACACUGCCACCAUCCACGAUGUUGUCCGACACAUCACCCAUAUCCGGGAGGUGGCGGGGCUCGACCACGUGGGCGUUGGCGCAGACUUUGAUGGCAUUAACAAGACACCCGUAGGCCUGGAGGAUGUCAGUAAGUACCCGGUGCUGCUGGCGGCGGUGUUGCAGGAGCCAGGUUGGACGGAUGACGACGUGGCCAAGCUCGCGGGAGGGAACUUCCUGAGGGUAAUGCGACGAGCGGAGGAGGUGCGAGAUGAAAUGAGGUCAACCCUGCCGUACGAGGACCACAUCCACCCUGACCACCUGGCGGGGCGUCGCUCCUGUUGGUUCACGUGACGCCGCCCCCGCCCUAGGUCAUCCCCCGCCCUCCUGCUGCCGCUCCUCCUCCUCCUCCUCGCCCUCUGCUGCAUCUGCCUUUAUUACAUUCACUUUUACGUGCCCGGACGGAGCGAAGACAAGAAGAAGUGAAGAUUUAAACAGCCUUCUACUGCGCCUACGUCAGGAAAGAUCUACCCUACCUGCGUACAAAUUUCUAUAGGGUCCAAACAUCCGUCUUCGGUAAGGCAAGCGGACGGCGAUUUGAAGUGCUGCGGACGAGUGAGGCAGAGAUUGUAAAUGUAAAGGUGAAAGACUCAGAUGAUUGAGAGUGACAAAAAAGUAAUGGUGUGUGAGGCGGAAAACUUUAUAAUGACGAAAGUGAUAGUGAUAGAUGAAUAAGAGUAUGAAAAUAAUAGUGACUGAUAGUGUUGAAAAAAAAAAGUUGAACUUGAGUAAGGGAGAAAGAAUGACAGUAACAAAAGCAAUGGUAAUAAAAGACAAGUUAUUAGUGUGUGAAGGAGAGACAGAAUGAAAGUAACGAAAGACUAAUGUUGAGUGAGGCUAAGACAAUAACAUUUACAAAACUGACAAAACUGAUAGUAUUGGAAGAUUAAUAGAGAGAGAGAGAGAGAGAGAGAGAGAGAGAGAGAGAGAGAGAGAGAGAGACGAAAGUGAUGGAUGGUAUAAGAAGAGGUGAGCGUGAGUGAGGAAGAGAGAAUGAUAGUGACAAGAAAGAGAAGCAUUUGUUAAUCUAACGACCGACUGACUGCAGGAGUGUAAUGAGACCGACGAAAACUGAUGAAAAUGACGAUACUCAGUGACAUCUGGCGGAAAGUGAGUGAGAUCUGUGUCAGUCAUUAGCGAGAAAACCCAGCCGGAGUAUGAACAGUUAAGAGCGACGAGGAGAGAGAGAGAGAGAGAGAGAGAGAGAGAGAGAGAGAGAGAGAGAGAGAGAGAGAGAGAGAGAGAGAGAGAGAGAGAGAAUUCAAGGCUCAGGGUUCGAUUCCCGGCCUUUGUGACAUUCCAGCGCGAUGAGAACAAAGUGGGAAUGAACCUUGAAAAGUGAAAACAGGCGUGUCGUCGUGUGUGUGUGUGUGUGUGUGUGUGUGUGUGUGUGUGUGUGUGUGUGUGUGUGUGUGUGUGUGUGUUUGUGUGUGUGUGUGUGUCGCGUCAUCGUUUUGUUCGCCCGCUCGCUCCCUAACAAUCCUCGUGUCACUGGAAUGUACGAGUAUCAGUGUUUGCGAAUCACAUACCAUAUUCUGACAGCGGCGGUGCGGCCUUGCAAAAACAAUACUUUGAAAAUACUACUGCAAAUGUCCCGCCCCGCUCAACACAAGCUGCAGGGACUCUAGUGGAGCAGUGAUAUUACUGCCGUACUUUUUGGUCCUCCUUUCUCUCGCUGAUGCAGUCCAGAGAGAGAGAGAGAGAGAGAGAGAGAUUAGAAGAAAAAGAUAAAGGACAGGAAGAGAAGGGGAGGAUGAAGAAAGAAGGGGAAGUAAGAAAAUAUAUGUAAGAAGAAUGAGAGAGAGAGAGAGAGAGAGAGAGAGAGAGAGAGAGAGAGAGAGAGAGAGAGAGAGAGAGAGCGUACACCAUGUUUUAAAAAGCGAGAAGGUUAGGUUUGCAUCACCGGCGGCACAACACCUGAGGGCGCCGCUGCUAAAGGUGACGGGAGGAUGCAGGUGGUGAUGCGACGCUCCGCUCCGCCGCUACAGUGCCUUCCAAUGACCAACGCUCGUGUGGAAGUGUAUGUGGAGAGUGAUGAACAUGAGGUGUCUUCUUUGGUAGCGGUUUGAGAAUUUAUGAUUUUUCUUUUUUUUUUUUUCAUUUUCUCAUUUCUACGUAACUAACAGCCUGACCUACUCAAUGCUGCGAUGCUCCAAGUGUUUAAUCAUGUAACUAUCCCCCGGAAAUAAUUAUCUCCUGGGAACUUACGUGGCAAAAGAGUGGCGGAGCAUCGAAAAAAUAUAAUCGUACUUUUUGUUAAGCUCCCUCUCCGAAGUUGCAGGCUCCAUCCUCGCCCACAUAAGGAGCUUUACCUGUGCUAUUGUUCCCCGGAGUAGUUGUCUGGGCGAGGAGUUCGGUGGAGCUUAAAACGGUAAAAUUAUAUACGAUGUUCUCAUUCCGUUACGAACGACGCCCGUGGUGCAGAGUGACGCAGUGUGGCAGUCUGUUAUCUAGCUACAGUAGGCUUCCUUGUUAAGCUCACACAUGUUUUUACCUUUAAGUCUGGAGGGAAAUAAAAGUGAGUUACAGUAAUGUGAA